AUGAACAGACAAGAAAUUAUAAACAUUAAACCAGAAAAGAAGAUAUCAAAUUAUGCUUUUAAUCUAAAGGCCAUUCUUGGUAAAGGUUCCUUUGCCACUGUCUACUUUGGAAGAGAGAUGAAUACUUGUAUAAUAUAUUCUAAUAACAAAUAGAAUUACCUGUAGCUCUUAAGGUUAUUGAUCAUUCCAAAUCUAUAAAUUAUGCUUAAUUAUAUUAAUCAUUACAUUAGGAAAUUGAAAUCAUGAAAAAGUUAAAACAUCCUAAUAUUGUUCAAUUAUAUGAAGUAUAUUCAACCUCAAAUAACACUUAUUUGGUCUAAGAAUAUUGUAAUGGACCAGAUUUAAAAUAAUAUUUAUCAGAAAAAAAAGUCUUAGAAGAAGAAUAAGCAAUCAAAAUGAUAAAAUAAAUAGCAAAUGGAUUAAAAGAAAUAGUCAACAAUAAUUUUAUACAUAGAGAUCUUAAACCAGCCAAUAUCCUUAUUCAUGAUGGCUAAUGUAAAAUUGCAGAUUUUGGAUUUUCAAGACCAUUACCAUUAGAAUGCAUAAUGGAAUCUCUUGUAGGUACUCCUCUUUAUAUGGCUCCCUAAAUCCUUACAAAAUAAUAAUAUACUUCAAAAUGUGAUGUAUGGUCAUUAGGACUAAUAUUUUAUGAAAUGUUAUUUGGUACUCUACCAUGGAUGGCAACUAACUAUAUGGAAUUGAUAUACAGAAUUAAUAAUUGUAAAUUAACUUUCCCAAAGAAUAACAAAAUCUCAAAAGAAUCUCUUAGCUUUAUUUAAGGAUGUUUACAUAAGGAUGAAGUUUAACGAUUAAGUUGGAAUAGUGUCUUUCUUCAUCCUUUAAUUAAACCAUAAAUGAAAAUCCCCAUAGAUCCAGGAAUUAAUGAAAUCUUUAGUCCCAAAUUUUCAACACAUAGAUAAAUUCAAUCUAAUGAUAAAUCAACACUUCCAACUCUUAGAGAAAGAAGUUGUUCUGGAAAGAAUCCAUAAAAUAAACAAUCUAAUGAAAUUAAUAUAGAAUAAAAAUAAGAACUACCUCCUGCAACUUCAAGUUAAUAAUCUACUGAAGGUGAAGAGAAUACAAAAUUAGGAAAAUAUUAUCUUCCUAAAUAGUAAGAGAAAUUUAGAAGAACAAGAUCAUAAUUUGAAAAUAUUAAACCUAAUUAAACUGAAAUCAAUCCUAAAAGAUAUAUCUAAUAACCUUUACCAUCUAAUUGUAAUAUUAUCAAAUAAACUUUUCCAAGUAAAAAACGACUUCAUUUUGAAUUAUUUUAAAAAAACAAUGCUUAGAAAUUGAAAUCAAAUUCUGAAACAAUUAUUUAAUUACUUGAUUUAAUAACUUCAUUAGAAAAGGAUGUAAAAAAUUAAGAUAUAGAUUUAGAAGCAUUUCUUAAUAAAGAAAGAAUUGCAAUUACAAAUGGACAAUAAAAUUAAGCUUUAAGGAUUAAAAUAGCCUAAAGGUAUGUUGAGAAACUUGAAAGUAGUAAGAAAAGAAAAUUAGAAACCUAUAUUAGUUUAUUAUAGAAAGAUCAAAAUUAUGAAGAAAAUAAUCUAUAAAAGAAUAAUGUUGCACAUUUGCUGUAUUAAUCUUGA
Molecule: messenger RNA, 1592 nt
Organism: Paramecium pentaurelia
Lineage: Eukaryota; Ciliophora; Oligohymenophorea; Peniculida; Parameciidae
Source: the annotation of a GenBank genome assembly